Messenger RNA from Rangifer tarandus platyrhynchus (Svalbard reindeer), 3939 nucleotides. NCBI's taxonomy places the organism in Eukaryota, Metazoa, Chordata, Mammalia, Artiodactyla, Cervidae. The record is from the annotation of a GenBank genome assembly.
AUGAGCAGUCCGAGCAACUCCCCUGCCAGAGCGGCGCCCGCGCCCCAGUCCACGCCGGAACCCUCGCCGGUCCCCGCGCCCUCGCCCGUGGCCGCCGGCAAGAUGCACUUGGUGUACCCGGAGGUGAAUCCCAACCCGCUGCUGCACUCGAACUUCUGCUCCCGCCUGUUUCUCUGGUGGCUUAAUCCCUUUUUCCUGUUUGGUCACAAAUGGAGAUUGAAAGAAAAUGAAAUACACUCAGUGCUUCCAAAAGAUUGUUCCCAGCACGUUGGAGAAGAGCUGCAAGGGUACUGGAAGCAAGAAGUUGACAGAGCUGAGACAAAUGGACAGAAGCCUUCUUUAAAGAAAGCAAUCAUAAAGUGUUACUGGAAAUCCUAUUUGUUAUCUGCAAUUUUUGUAUUUUCUGAGGAAUGCACCAGAGUAGUUCUGCCCUUACUUUUGGGGAAAAUAAUUAGUUACUUUGAAGACCCCAAAGUUUCUGAUGCUUCGUAUGAAGCCUACAUCUGUGCUGCAGUGCUGAGCGCCUGUGUGCUCCUGUGGGCCAUUCUGCACCACUUGUGCUUCGAUUAUUUUCAGCGUGUUGGGAUGAGGCUUAGAGUGGCUAUGUCCCAUAUGAUCUACCGCAAGGCACUUCGCCUGAGUAACUUGGCCAUGAGGAAGACCACCACAGGUCAGAUAGUCAACCUGCUGUCCAACGAUGUGAAAAGAUUCGAUCAGGUAAUGAUGUUUUUGCACUACCUGUGGGUGGGGCCGCUACAGGCUAUUGCAGUCACAGGCCUGCUCUGUAUGGAAAUAGGAAUAUCAUGUCUUGUUGGGAUGGCAGUUCUCAUUAUCCUUCUGCUGGUGCAAAGCUGCUUUGGGAAAUUGUUUUCAUCACUCCGGAGUAAGACCGCAGCUCUCACAGACGACAGGAUCAGGACCAUGAGUGAAGUCAUAACUGGCAUCAGAACAAUAAAAACGUAUGCUUGGGAAAAGUCAUUUAUAGACCUUAUUACCAGAUUGAGAAGGAAUGAAAUUUCCAAGAUUCUGAAAAGUUCCUACCUUAGAGGAAUGAAUUUGGCAAUUUUUUUUGCUGCCAGCAAAAUCAUGAUUUUUAUCACCUUCAUCAUCGCUAUUGUCCUUGACAACCGGAUCACAGCCAGCCAAGUGUUUCUGGUGGUGAUGCUGUUUGAGACUGUGAGGUUUACAGGCACCCUCUACUUCCCCAUGGCCAUCGAGAAGGUGUCAGAGACCGUUGUCAGCAUCAAAAGAAUCAAGGACUUUCUGUUACUCAAAGACAUACCACCGCAUGACCAUCAGCUGCUGCCAUCAGAUGGUGAAACAAUUGUGGACGUGCAAGAUUUAACUGCUUUUUGGGAUGAGGAAUCAGGAACCCCAGUCCUACGAGGCCUUUCCUUUACUGUCAGGCCCGGUGAACUGUUAGCUGUGGUCGGACCUGUGGGCGCAGGAAAGUCAUCGCUGUUAAGCACUUUGCUGGGGGAGCUACCCUUGAUCCAGGGGAAUGUCAACAUCCACGGGAGGAUCGCAUAUGUUUCUCAGCAGCCCUGGGUAUUUCCAGGAACUGUGAGGAGUAACAUUUUAUUUGGGAAGAAAUAUGAAGAAGACCGAUAUAAAGAAGUAAUAAAGGCGUGUGCUUUGGAAAAGAAUUUGCAGAAUUUGAAGGAAGGAGAUCAAACUGUGAUAGGAGAUGGAGGAACCCCGCUGAGUGAAGGACAGAAAGCCCGGGUCAGCCUCGCCAGAGCCAUGUAUCAGGACGCAGACAUCUACCUCCUGGAUGAUCCGCUCAGCGCAGUGGACGUAGAAGUCAGUAGGCACUUGUUCGAACAGUGUAUUUGCCAAGCUUUGAAAGAUAAGAUCACAAUUUUAGUGACUCAUCAGUUGCAGUACCUAAAAGCUGCAAGUAACACUCUGAUAUUGGAAAAUGGUGAAAUGGGGCAAAAGGGGCCUUACACUGAGUUCCUAAAAUCCAGAAUAGAUUCUGGUUUCCUUUCAAAGAAGAAGACUGAGGAGUCUGGACCAUCUUCCAAGUCUCCAGACCAGCCUCAAGAGUCUUCCACACCCUCAGUGAAAGAUGUGGCCCCAGAGGACCACGAUACUGAGGAUAUACUGGUUAAACUACCCCUAGAGGACCAUUCAAAGGGACAAGUUGGUUGUGAGACCUACAAGAAUUACUUCACAGCCGGUGCUCACUGGUUUAUCAUCAUUUUCCUCAUUCUAGUGAACAUCGCAGCUCAGGUCGCCUACGCCCUGCAGGACUGGUGGCUUCAAGACUGGGCGGAUGAACAUAACGUCAAUGUUAAUAGACAACGAAAUGAAACGAUGAUUGAUCUCAACUGGUACUUAGUAGUUUAUUCUGGUUUAAAUGUAUUUACCAUCCUUUUUGGCAUCACAAGAUCUCUGUUGUUAUUCCACAUCCUUGUUAAUUCUUCACAAACUUUGCACAGCAAAAUGGUAGAGUCCAUUUUGAGAUCUCUGGUAUUAUUCUUCGAUAGAAACUCAAUAGGAAGAAUUUUAAAUCGUUUCUGCAAAGACAUCGGGCGUAUGGAUGACUUACUGCCCCUGACAUUUCAAGAUUUAAUUCAGACAUUUCUACUUGUGAUUGGCAUGGUAAUUGUGAUGGUGGCUAUGAUUCCUUGGACUGCGAUACCCCUGGCUCUCCUUGGCAUUGUUUUCUUCCUGCUUCAGCUCUGUUUCCUAAAUACAUCAGGAGGUGUCAAAUGCCUGAAAUGUGCAAAACAAAGCCCAGUAUUUUCCCACUUAGCAUCUUCUCUCCAAGGACUCCGGACCAUCCGGGCCUACAAAGCCGAACAAAAGUUUCAGAAACUGUUUGAGACGUGCCAGGACUUGCACUCAGAGAGCUGGUUCAUGCUUUUGACCAUGUCCCAAUGUUUUGCCAUGUGGCUGGAUAUUGUCUGUGCCUUCUUGGUCAUCGUUGUUGCCUUUGGGGCCCUGAUUCUGAAAGAACCUUGGACUCCUGGGCAGGUUGGCCUGGUACUCUCUCUUGCCCUCACACUCAUGAGGAUGUUCCAGUGGUGUGUCAGGCAAAGCACUGAAGUGGAAAACAUGAUGAUGUCAACAGAAAGGGUUAUUGAAUAUACAGAGCUGGAGAAAGAAGCACCCUGGGAACUUGACUUCCGUCCACCAGUAUACUGGCCCGACAACGGGGUGAUUGCCUUUAACAAUGUGAAUUUCAAGUACAGCCCAGACGGGCCUCUGGUAUUGAAUGACCUGACAGUAAGCAUUGAACCAAAAACAAAGGUUUGCAUCGUGGGAAAAACAGGAGCUGGAAAAAGUUCCCUCAUUGCUGCCCUUUUCAGAUUCUCAGACUUCCAAGGUACAAUUUCGAUUGAUAAAAUUUUGACAACCAGUAUUGGACUUCACGAUUUAAGGAAGAAAAUGUCAGCUGUAUCUCAGGAACCAGUUUUAUUCACUGGAACAAUGAAGACAAAUCUGGAUCCUUUUAAUGAUCAUAAGGAGGAGGAUCUAUGGAAUGCCUUAGAAGAGGUACAACUUAAAGAAACCAUCCAAGGUCUUCCUGGUAAAAUGGAUACUGAAUUAGCAGAAUUAGGAUCAAACUUGAGUGUUGGACAGAGACAACUAUUGUGCCUUGCCAGGGCUUUUCUCAGGAAAAAUCGGAUACUGAUUAUUGAUGAAGCCACAUCAAACGUGGAUCCAAGAACUGCUGAGUUAAUACAAAAAACAAUCCAUGAGACAUUUGUUCAAUGCUCUGUGCUAACCAUCACAAACAGACUGAGCAACGUAGUUGACAGUGACAAGAUAAUGGUCUUGGAUUCAGGGAAACUGGAAGAAUAUGAUAAGCCACAUGUUUUGCUGCUCAAUAAAAACAGCGUAUUUUACAAGAUGGUACAACAACUGGGCGAGGCCGAGACUGUUGCUCUCGCUGAAAGAGCAAAACAGGUGUACUUCAAAAGAAAAUAG